AUUCACUAAUUUAUUGUAUUGAUGAAAAUGGCCGCUUGAUAUUGUAUCCAGAAUGAUUGCAAAUAUUAUUUCGGAAUUUACCAUGGAAUCUUUUAAUAUUAUCUCUAACUUGGAAGUUGAUGUUGAUUCUAAUUGUGCAAAUAUUACUCGUGAUUGUAAGUGUGGAUUUAAUUCUAAAGUUAUUCUCGAAAAUCAAAGACAAUACGGAUACGCACAACAGCCUUGCUUUAAGAAUUGUCACGCCUUUAAAGGCCGUCCUUGGCGGAAAAAUUCAGUAAAAGGUGCAUUUUUUGAAAGUGGAGGCGGAGAAGUCUGGACUUACUGAAGUAUCAUAUGGAGCCUUCUAGAAAUCAAUUAUACUUAAAUUGGCAAUCCCCUGUAACAUAUAAUCCUUUUGUGAAUCAAACAAAAAUGUAUUCAACAAUGAAUUCAACAAAAUCCCCAAUUGAAAAAAUGCAUUCGAAGCAAGCUUUAAAUAUGCAUUCCCCAACGAUUGUUGUGACGCCAAAAAAAGGGAAUAUAUUUCAAAAUAUGUAUAAUUCAUUGGCAACAAUAUUCGUCGAUCAACUCGCGAAAGUGCCAACAACAUUAAUCAAUCAUUUUACAAAUGUCAAUAAUUCCUUGAGUGUCACUAUUGUUCCAAAUGAGGGAAUAAUAUCACACGAAUUUUUUAAGACCCUCACUGGUCAAAAGGAUCAAUUGUCAGAAAAUAUGUAUAUACAAUGUAUCCAAAAUAAGGAAUCAUCAAUUGAUUUUAUUGACACAAUGAAAUUGAGUAAUAAAGUUCAUAUACCAAAGGACGAAUUUCUAGGCAAUACGAAUGAUUCUAAAUUUCCGAUUUUAGAUGAUUUUGAUUUGUGUCUAGAUUUAGAGCCAAUGUUUUUAUAUGAGAAAGCAUUCGACAAUAAUCAUCAUACUAAUCGAACAGUUAUGAAUGAUAAAAAGAAAUCGAGUGAAAUAAAUAUGGAGACUAUUGAUGACAAAAUUAUUCCUGAGGACGAAAUUAUUAUCAAGAACAAAGUAGAAUUGUAUCAAAAUACUAAAUUAUCGAAGAAUUCGUCAAAUGACAAAUUACAAUUAACGGAAAAUAAUUCAUUUUCCAAUAUGUGGAAUGCAGUUAUCAGUGGUGUGACAGAUCAUUUUCGUUCAUUUUCACCGGCACAGAAGAAUAAUAAUAAUCAGCAUCAAUCGAAAAAUCGUCGAAAAGCAAAUUGUGUGUCGAGUGGACGAGGUCGUGGCAGGGGAAAAUCACAAUUGAGACGCAAUGGUGUCAGUCAAAGUAGACACAGAAAAGAGAGGGGUAAACAUCAAAUUUUUACCGAUAUUCAAGAUGAUUUUGAUACAUGGGAAGAAUUUGAAUCGUAUACGGAACCAUUUAAUUGUCUCGGCUAUGAGGACAAUAAUGAUGAUAAUGAUAAUAAUGGUGAUGCUGAUAAUAUUGACACUAUGAUAACAAUUGAGAAUCCUUCUUAUACACUGAACUUUGAAUUGAUCGAUUUUAAACCGAAGAAAAUGAAGCAAAAAAAGAAUAUUCUCGUGAAGACAGACAGCUUCUCGAUGAAAGUGAAAUUUGUACCUGAAUGUUCCUUGGAGGAAAGAGAGGCAACCUGUACAGUAGAUAAGACUGCCUUUCGUCCUAGACUGAUUUCGGAAGCUUCUGUUGAUUCUGAAGACAGUUACAUUGUCUUUCAAACAGGCGACGAUUCAGAUUUCGACUGUUCAGAUGAAACUGAGACCAGUGAUAGUGACACUGAUACCGAGAGUGAGACUGAUGAUGAACCACUGAAAAAUAGGGUUCGUUUUAAUUUAAAUCCGACGAUCCACAAAAUGGUAAAAUGGGAUUUUGCAUAUCGAGCCGCAAGACUUGGUCCAUGGGAGGAAAUGGCGAGAGAUAGAGAACGUUUCAAGGAUCGUAUUUAUUCAAUUGGACGGAUUCUUGAACCCGUUCUGUCAUCUCAUGUCAGAACACAAAUUUGGAAUGAGCGAUUUGCACCCAAGGAGGAGUCAUUGUAAAGCCUUCAUCGUUUUUUCUCUUGUUUUUUAAAGAAGAAAUAGUUGAUUAUUUUUCGUUAACAAAAUUAUAUUAACGUCUUAGUUAGUUCACAUUAAUUUGACGAAGAGAAGGUAAGUUUUAAGUAAUACAUAAUAUAUAUUAUAUUUUUUUAAUCUUUAUUAAGUAGAAAACCAGAAAUUUUCAUAUAAGCGAAAAAAAAGUUAUUUUAAAAAACAGCGAAUCAUCUAAUAAUGAAAAACGCAUUUAUGCAUUUUAUCUGUUUUCGAUAAUUUAAACAUGAAAAACAAAAUCUUAUAAAUAUAACGACUUCGAUUUUUAGUGUUGUCUGUUUGUAAGAAUAUAUUCGAAUAGAAUUUAUAAAUUUUUAAAAAAUACUAGAUCAUAAAAAAAAUUUUAAGAUUAUAGUAUUAUUCUAAUUUUUUUAAUUCUACGAUUUAAAUAAUGUUUUUAAAUGUAAAAAGUGUAAACUAUUUAAAAUUAUUAUUAACUUUUAAAUUCUCUUCGCCAAAUUAUCUAUAAAAAUAAUUUUUAAAAAUGAAAAUUUCCAGCGAUAAACAUUUUAUUUCCGAUAAAAGUCAUAAUAUAUAAUCAUGAAUAAUUAAAUUCUAGCAUAGAGAAAAUUUUUUAUUUAAUUAAAAUUAAUUAAAAAAUUCUUUCUGUUAUUUAUCUGAAAAAAUAUUUUAUUUACAAAUUUUAACUGUGAUUUUUUCUGGUUUAUUGUUAUCGCUAAAAAGAAUUCUUUUUCGGAAAUAUUUCUUUAUCAAGAAUAUUUCUUUAUACUAUAAAUAUGUAUAUUAAUGUGUUUAAAAGGAAAAAAAAAAUAGUUGUGUAAGUUUCUGUAUAAAGAUACACGGAUUUUUAACCACGUGAGAAUUCCGCAUGGGAAAAAAUUGAAGUCACAGAUUUAAAAAAACAUAGAAAAUUAUAAAAAAUUGAAAUCUAUUGAUUUUGGAACUUUGGAAAAUCGGUGAUUUCUUUUUAUUUAUUUUCCAAAAAGGGAAAAAGGCGGUAUUUACACGUGUGUGGGAGAAGAAGUGUUUAAUAUGUACAUGUAUUUUUAUGGAAAAAAAUUUACAUCGACAGUUGAGAGAAUUUUUGCAGAUUUAUUUGAUGCAUUUCAGUCAGAUGCAUUGUUUUAUAUUAGAAAAAAAAUGUUUUGUAUUUUGCAUCUGUUUUUUCUCUUAUUUUUCUGUUUAAAAAAAAAAUAUCAAUAUUGCUCGUGAGAAGCAGGCCUCUCCAGUUAUUUUUCCAUCUGCAUUAAUUCUUCCUGUCGCUGCUACUUGUAUUUAUGUAAAACUAAUAAAAAAUAGUUUGGAUUCAAA
This is a messenger RNA of Leptopilina heterotoma, 3336 nucleotides long. RefSeq lists its product as uncharacterized. Gene Ontology annotation, molecular function: protein phosphatase regulator activity. Gene Ontology annotation, biological process: response to endoplasmic reticulum stress. NCBI's taxonomy places the organism in Eukaryota, Metazoa, Arthropoda, Insecta, Hymenoptera, Figitidae. Bases 334 to 2013 code for a protein of 559 amino acids. The transcript is spliced from 3 exons. The record is from RefSeq and is a predicted model, not a curated record. Gene Ontology annotation, cellular component: endoplasmic reticulum; protein phosphatase type 1 complex.